Mytilinidion resinicola is the source of this 1520-nucleotide messenger RNA. RefSeq names its product HSP20-like chaperone. The transcript is spliced from 3 exons. Gene Ontology annotation, cellular component: nucleus; cytosol. NCBI's taxonomy places the organism in Eukaryota, Fungi, Ascomycota, Dothideomycetes, Mytilinidiales, Mytilinidiaceae. The record is from RefSeq and is a predicted model, not a curated record. Gene Ontology annotation, molecular function: Hsp90 protein binding; protein-folding chaperone binding. Gene Ontology annotation, biological process: protein folding; chaperone-mediated protein complex assembly. The coding region runs from base 361 to 1065 and encodes 234 amino acids.
UCUGUGCGCAAAGAGAGUGCAAAGCGUGCAUAUUAUUUCAUUCUACGCUUCGUACUGCCUUUAACAAUUAUUCUCAGAGUUCUGACCCCGGAAUUGGGGCGCAUUUUCUGGCGACGGCGUCACGAUCGGCUCGCAUUUCGAUUGCCUUCCACAAACAUCUCUCCAGCCUUGAGGCGCUAGUAAAAGGUGCAGCAGCCCUGCGCCCUCCACUCCUCUCGUCUCAUCUGCUUCGACACCUUCCUUCACCAACCACCACUCUCUCACCUACACAUCUACACUCGGCGACCACCUGAGCCUCUCGAUCCAGCAACAACACAACCGUCUUCCCUGUGUGACGUCCGCCUCCGCCUCUUCAUCAAUAUGGCUUCUCAAACCUUCCACCCCGAAGUCCUCUGGGCCCAGCGGUCUUCCUCCACCGAUGCGGCUAAGAAUGUCGUAUUCCUCAAUUUGAUUGCGGCCGACGUGCCACCAGAGAACCUGAAACUCGAUUUGCAACCCACCAAACUCACCUUCGAAGGCAAAUCGACCUCCAAGGGAAUCACCUACCAAGUUGAGCUGGAGUUCUUUGCCGAGAUCGACCCUAAGGAGUCCAAGGUCCACCACUUGGGGAGCGGCAUCGAAUUGGUGCUACGGAAGAAGGAAGUUAAGGAGGAAUACUGGCCGCGCCUCCUCAAGGACUCGAGGAAGAUGCACUUCCUGAAGACCGACUUUUCCAAAUAUGUCGCAGAGGACGAGCAGAACGAGGCGCCCGAAGACGACGAAUACAUGAACAAGAUGAACCCCAUGGGCGGCGAGGGUGGCGGCGAAGGCGGCUUCGGCGGUAUCGAUUUCUCGAAGCUCGGUGCUGGUGGCAUGGGCGGAAUGGGUGGCCUGGAAGGCUUGGGCGGCAUGGGUGGCCUGCCCGACCUGCAAGACCUAGCGGAGAACGGCGAAGACAGCAGCCCGAGCGAGGACGACGACGAUGAGAUGCCGGCGCUGGAAGGCGAUGACGAGAAGCCUGCUGCCGCUGCCACGAAAGAAGCCCCCGCCCCCGCGGCUGCUGCCAAGAUCCAGGAAGUCGAGUAGAUAUUCUGCGCGUAUCUCUAGGUUUUGGCGUCUUGAAUAGGGACAGCGCGUCUUUCUUGACAAAAGACUGGGUGGGAGUCAAAAAUAGGGUAAUGGUCUGAUUGCAAGUGGCGGUGGGUGGUACAUGCUUUUCCGUCAUCGUGGGAGACGACUUGGACUGUUGUGGAUUGACAUUAGGCUUUGUGAUAUAUGCCCUAGCAAGUAGUCCUCUAUUGAAAGUCAGAUCAAUCUCCUCUCGCUUUCUAUGAUGGUCUAAAUGCUUGCAGCUAGUCCUCUAUCGAAAGAUGUCAUUCUCAUCUCGCUUUCUAUGCUAUGGUCUAAAUACUUAUUGCUAGUUCUCUAUUGAACGACGGGCCAACCUCCUCUCGCUGUCUAUGCUGAGCCAGAUGACUGCUGUAAAUGCCCAUUCCCAACGCCCCUAACUAUACCACCUCUAUAUCCCGUCCACCACAGGC